This is a messenger RNA of Thunnus maccoyii (southern bluefin tuna), 1010 nucleotides long. RefSeq names its product hepatocyte cell adhesion molecule-like. The transcript is spliced from 2 exons. The record is from RefSeq and is a predicted model, not a curated record. NCBI's taxonomy places the organism in Eukaryota, Metazoa, Chordata, Actinopteri, Scombriformes, Scombridae. The coding region runs from base 279 to 932 and encodes 217 amino acids.
ACUGUGAGUUGAACUUCCAACAUAUGAUUUGGUAUCUUUGGAAAACUUCAGAUAUAAAGAUGUGUAGGGGUGAAGGAAAACACAGCAUGACUUUGUAAUAACCAGGUGAGGUUAAUUAGUAAAGCUAGAUUAAACCAAAUGCCUAAAUGUACUACAGUGACACAUUGACAUGUAAUGCUAACUGUGCUCUGAGAGAGACAGAGUUGUUUCUGUUUUAAAACAUGAAUAUUUGCACCUGCAUAAAACAUUGUCACAGUUGUUAAUUUAGUAGAAAUGCAAUGACCUCAACUGUGAUAACAUUUCUUUCACUGUAUUUUUCUAUAUUUCCAGGUAUUGAAACCCUCUGUGAUGGCAGACAGGAUGGAGCUCAGUGUUAUGGAGCUCUGGGAGGAACUGUGGUGCUCCAGCUGAUGGACAACGCCUCAGAAAUAUUUAGAUACCAAUGGUAUAAAAACAAAACCUUAAAAAUACUUGACGGGAGAAAGGAUAAGAUUGUGUAUAAUCUGAUGAAGGACAGAUCCGUCUUUACUCCCAGUAAUGGAACAUUUAGGAUAAAUGACCUGAUCAGGACUGAUCGUGCUGAAUAUACCCUUCAAAUCUUUGAUUCAAAUGGACAUGUAUCAGAACAGCGGACUCUUCAGUUGUCUAUUCAAGCUCCUGUGUCCUCUGUCCUGCUGGACUCUGAGUGUCUGUCCCAGGGAGAGAUGAGGGUGUCCUGCUCCUCUGAGGGAGGGGACAGUCCUCAGUACAGCUGGACUCUGGAUGGACACACACUGACAGACGCUCAGCUCCUCUCUGGAAAUAAUGAGACCAACAUCAUCACUCUGAAACAAGACGUCUCAGGACUACUGGUCUGCUCUGUCAGGAAUCACGUCAGUAAUGUCUCGAAAGAAGAGAAGAUACCUACGUGUGGUGAGACAGAACAUAACUAGAAGUAAACUUGAUAAUUGAUGAUUACACUGUACAUUAGUCACAGUUGAUCUAUUUGUUUGUCCGUAGGCUUCAUAUUC